Molecule: messenger RNA, 4000 nt
Organism: Polypterus senegalus (gray bichir)
Lineage: Eukaryota; Metazoa; Chordata; Cladistia; Polypteriformes; Polypteridae
Product: general transcription factor II-I-like
Exons: 10
Coding region: 616-2856 (746 amino acids)
Cellular component (GO): nucleus
Molecular function (GO): DNA-binding transcription factor activity; DNA binding
Source: RefSeq, a predicted model, not a curated record
GCACUUUUAUCAUUUUUUGUUUUUAAUUCGGGAAUCUAACAUGAUAUAUAAUGGGACUGUUAUUAACAAAGAUAACUACAUUAAACACAAUUUUAAUAAAAUAUACUGCAAAAUAUCAGUUUUGCUUUUCCCCUGUCGCUGUAGUUGUAUCUGUUUAAGCACAUUUGUGUUUUCAUAAUAGUAAAAGCAGUUAAGACUCAUGAACAUGACCGGGCAAUGCAUUUUGGAACUUGUAUUCUUUAGAAAUCGAGGCUACCAAUUAAAAACAAAACGGUGAGUCUUCAGAGAACUUCAAUACCCAUGAACCCUCGCUCCAAGCACCGUGAGAGUGGCUCAGCAGUGCCUCCCUCAAUACCGCAAGGGAAAAAAAACAUCAUUUGUAGGGAGAAGAAAAAGCGCUAAAGAAGCUGCACAAUUGAAAGAAAAGAUUAGUGCAACGAACCAGUGAGAAGUACACUUGUAUGUCCCAGGAUUUGUCCCCUAAAUGUGAUCAUUACCCAGCGGCUCAAACGGACUUCGUAAUUGGGACAACCUCGUAACCGAGUGCGAAUCGACGCUCCAGCGGGAGCCGCUUGACCAGUGCACGCUGGGAGCGGCACGGAGCCUUAUGUGCAAAUGCACAACGAGAGGAUGGCACUUUCUGGAGACUCACUGUCCUUAAAAAUGGAGGGAGCAGCCUCUGAGAGUCGAGUUGCCAUCAUGGUCCUCAUGUCAGCAAUUGAGUCUAUGUGCAAAGAGCUGGCCAAGUUAAAGGCAGAGGUGGCUUGCAUCACAAUUUUCAAUGGUGAGGUGUUUUCAGUUGGUACAGACCGUGGCCGUGCAUAUGCAGACUUGAGAAAAGAUUUUCAGAAUGAUUUUAUAAACUAUUGUUUGUCAGAAGAAGGUGCAUUAGAGCAGUCUGUUCCAGCUCCAUCUACAGCUGAAACUUCUCCUCAUGAUGCAGACACACUCAAGAAGAUGGUGGAUGACUACUUUUGCAUAUGCUAUGGUAAAGCUUUAGGGAAGCCUGGCUUAGUUCCCGUGCCUUAUGAGAGAAUUGCAAAAGAUCCCCUAGCUGUUUCAAUUCAGGGCCUGCCUGAUGGUGUUCGCUUUAAAGACCCCAUUGGAUACGAUUAUAACAGUCUGAGUCAGAUCUUCAAGAAUAAGUCCCGUAUCACCUUUGAGAUUAAAAGGCCUUUCUUGGAAACAAGGACACAGAAAGGAGAGCCAUCCAGGAAAACUCCAGACAAUGUGGAAGAUGUAAGCUCCCUAUUUAACAUUGAAACUGUGCAAGUGAAGGCAGAAGCUGAAGAAGAAGAAGAAGAGGAAGGUUCAAUGGAAAUAUCUUCAGUUACAAUAAAAGAAGAAACAGAAGAAUCAAACUUCAUCCCGUUCCCAAUAGCAGCCGUAAAUGAACGUUAUACUACUAGCAGCAGGAUGGGCAGUAUCAUCAAGGACAAAAAUCGCUCUGGAAAAGCAGCAGAAGAACAUUUAUUGGAUACCCGUACAUGCGACAUCCUCACAUAUCCAAUUCAGUCGCAAAAGGCAAAUGGGGUCAGGAGGAAGAGGAUUGUGCUAUCAAUAGAUGACAAGCUAGAAAUAAUCCGAUCUCUCAAGCAAGGAACCAAAGCCAGUACCCUGGCCCAAAGGUAUGGUGUUGGCAGUUCUACCAUCUCUGACAUCAAGAAGUCUGAGGCUCAGCUUCAGGCAUUUGCUUUUAGAAUGAAGUUCACUCCCAGUGGCAGAAAGCGCAAGGUGAUGAGAGCAGGUGAUGACCAAGUUCUGGAGGAGGCACUUUAUAAGUGGUUUCUUCAACAAAGACUCCUUGGAGCGCCCAUCUCAGGAUCCUUAAUGAUCCAGAAAGCUAAGCAGUUGAACUCUCAGAUCAAUGGCAGUAAUUCAAAAUUCCGUGCUAGUAGCCGCUGGCUCUACAACUUUAAACAAAGGCAUGGGAUACGUUGCCAACGAAUUGCCAGAGAAAUGUCGGCCUCUGAAUCCUGGGACUUUGUUAAACAAAACUUAAACAAUAUAGUUGUACAGAAGGGUUUAUUAAGAGAGCAAGUUUAUACUUGCGAUGAGACAGGAUUGGCAUGGCGUUGUUUGCCACUGACUGGACGAGACAGACCCCUUGAUAGAGUAUCACUUCUUGCCUGUUCCAAUGCAUCUGGACUUCACAAAUUAAGUCUGACCUUGGUUGGCAAAACAAUUAAACCCAGAUGUUUCAGAAACAUCGACAUUACUGCUUUGCCCAUUCGGUAUGUUUACGAAAACAAUGGCUGGAUGACCUGUGAACUUUUCAAAGACUGGUUUUUCAGUGAGUUUGUCCCAUCUGUGAAAGACCACUUGCUGGAUAAAGGCCUUCCACCAAAGGCUCUCUUGGUGCUUGACUUUGCUCCUUGUCAUCCUAAUGGCACUUAUCUACAAACAGAGGACUCCAACUUUUCUUGUCUUUUCUUACCAGUUGAUAGUAUGCAUCAGCAUCCCAUGGCCCAAGGAAUUAUUACCAACCUUAAAAUGCGUUUUCGAUUGCUUCUUCUGCAAAAGGUACUAUCUUCAACCUCCAGCUCAGGAAAUGCUGAGAAGUUCAUGAAAGUGCUAACUUUAAAAGAUGCUGCAGAUUUAGUGGCUGAAGCCUGGGAGGAAGUUCAACCAAGUACACUUAAAGCUGCCUGGGACAGGUUGUGGCCAAGCAACCAAGAAUCUUCAGAUGCCAAGACCAGUGAGGAUAUUUUGCCAUCCACUGUACAAAUCACCUCUUUGGUGUCACAACUGAAAGGAGUGGCGCAACCGGACCCAAAAGAUAUUGAUACGUGGCUGAAUGUAGAUUUAAAUGAUCCAGGUUUUGAACUGUCAGCUGAUGAGGAGCAAGCCAGUUGAAACAAUCAGCUUUAUAACACUAAAAACAGCAGCAUGAGCAUAUAAGAAAAGAGAUUUCAAUUAGAAGAUUAUCUUAGAUAACAUUUAGAUGCUUACAAGGGAUUCAUACCUCUAUUUUUGCAGUUUACCUGACAUUUAUUUCACUCAAGUUAAUUAUGGAAAAAACAGCACAGAAGGGUUUAUUAAGAGAGCAAGUUUAUAGCUGUUUUGAGACAGUGAAUUUAAAACAGGCUAUUAGUAAGAAACAAGAAUCUAGCUGAAUUUGUUGUGAUCUAAAGAGGCUGAUGUCCUGUUACUGUUCGAUAACCUUUUAGAAGUGCUUAGAUGUCUGUGAUAGUUUUUGCUUUUUUUCAUUGAAUUUAUUUUUUGUCAUUUUUUAUUUUUAAGUUGAAAAGAGAAUAACAAACAUAACAGUAAAAUAACCUAACCUGCCUAACAUACCUGAUUUCACACUGAGACAAGGGGUGAAAAUUAUACUUAUUCCCAGAAGACUGGUGGGAAAAGGGAUGAUUGGACUACACUAGCAAACUUAAAAACAGAAUAUCCAGAAAGAGUUUCAGGGGCUGAAGAAAACCAGGAUUUAAACAACUCUGCAUUAGUCAUCCGACUUUCAGUUUAAUUUUUGGAGGCAUCAUUAAUCCGUGAUGUAGAUAAUUCAAGAUGGAUUAAAUUAUAGAAGGAGAACUAACAAAUGUUAGCAAUAGCACCUCCAUUGGGAAGCAAGAAGUAAUUUGGCUGCCACAGUACUAAAACACUGUAAUAUACAUUGAUUUGGACUAAGUAGAAGUAUAUAAAGAGCUAAAGAAGGAAUAUUUAAUGUAACAAUGGAAUAUUUAGAGAAAAAAGAAAAUAAUAAGUGACAUAAGUGAGACCAUACUGAAAAGAAAGGAAGACAAUACCAGAAUAUAAGGAGGAAAAGUGCCAGGUAAACCAAGGGAAUAUAAUUGGCAGAGGAUCAGGAGUUUGGCACAUUAGAUGAUGUUUAUAGGGAGUAGGAUAAUGUUCAGAAAUCUGAAUUGGGUAUGGUAGUUGGCGCUUCUGAGCAAAUGUUUUAGGCAGGUGUGAAAAAAUGCUGUAAACUAAGAAUGCUUCCACUAAUAGAAAUGUUAAUAGUUUAUUUUUAGCAAUUAACAAUGCAAAGUGA